Abrus precatorius (Indian licorice) is the source of this 2309-nucleotide messenger RNA. RefSeq lists its product as uncharacterized. NCBI's taxonomy places the organism in Eukaryota, Viridiplantae, Streptophyta, Magnoliopsida, Fabales, Fabaceae. The record is from RefSeq and is a predicted model, not a curated record. Bases 57 to 2057 code for a protein of 666 amino acids. The transcript has a single exon.
GUGAGUAGUGAGUAGAAAGUGAGGACCUGACUCCUUGUACAUCUUCAGUGGGCAGCAUGAGGUCCUUCACCGCCGCAGUGAUCGGCGUCUGGCUCUUGCUUAUCGGCGGCGCCACGACGGGCGCGGCAAUCAUAGGGUUAGAGUCGUUCCUAAGCGAGCAAUCGCGGAAUGACCCGCAAGCGUCGAAGGACUCCUUCCUUUCACUGCCAACAUCGAUAAAGAAAUCACUCUCUCUCCACCCGAACACCUCUCUCUCACUCUCUCUCCCAAUCACGCUCUCUCUCCACCUCGUCGGAGAAUUCCCCUCCGACACCCCCUCGCUGCUCUCGUCGUUCGUCUCGCAAACGCUCUCAUCGCCCUUCCACGUCAUCACCCCCUUCCCCAACCAACUCCACUCUCUCUCCCUCUCCCACUCCCUCAAUCUCCACGUCACCCACGCCCCUCCCUCUCUCUCCUCUCUCCUCUCCCAAACGCUCUCCUCUCAGUUACACUCCACACCCUCCUCUCUCCGUUCCCCUCUCCUCCCAAUCCCUUUCUCUUCCAUCGACCAAAUCAUUCAACAACACUUCCACAAGUCAAACCCUAACCCUUCCCAAUCGCACGUUCAUCUCUACCUCCUCAACCUUCCUCCUUCUCCCAAUUCCAAACCCUAUGCUUAUACCUACUCCUCCGGCGACUCCUCCGCCGCGUUCACCAAAUGUUCCGGCACCUUCUGGACCGCCGCCGAUCGUUACUUUUGGAUCGAUCUCGCUGCUGGCCCUGUCGACUACGGUCCUGCUAUCUCCGGCGACGGCGUCAUCCCGCGCGGCGAGUUUCAUCCUCUUGCUGCACUCCACGGCCGGCCGAAGUCUCAAAAGGCGUUCGCUGCGGAUCUCGCUUCCUUGGUUUGGAGCGCUUACCAGGUUUUUCUUGCUCCUUCUUUGAGAAUACCUGUGCCGUUUGAGAAUUCUUUGGUUGUUCAGUUUGUUCAUGUGUAUAGUGAGAGGGAGAGGGAUUUGAGUGGUUUGGAUUGGAGGUUGAUUGAGAAGAGCUUUAGAGAUGAGAGUGGCGGGUUGUUGUUAGGGGAUCAGAGUUUGAGUUUCAAGGAUUAUGCAAUUAGGUAUUCGGAGUGUCCGAUUUGUUCGUUCGCGGUUUCGCGGUCGAUUAAUUCGUAUACGUCGAGGUUUUUGUUUGAUAAUUAUACAUUGAUUGUGAGUGAGUAUUUGGAUUCCAAGCGAUUGCAUCAGAUUUUGUCUGAUUCUGCGGAUGAGUUGAGGAAACUGGCUGGUGUGCCGGAGGAGGACUUUGGCAGGGUUAUUCCGGUGUAUGUUUUUGACUUGGAUUAUACGUCACUGUUGCUGCUCGAUCGGUAUCAUCAAUCUGUUGCUUUUAAGGAUAUGGUGAUUGCAGUUAGGACUAGGAACACACAGACUGUGAGUGAUUAUAGUUGCAAUGGGAGACAUGUGUUCACACAGACGAGGGAGCUUGAGCGGCCGAUUGUUGGUUCAAUUCUGCAAAGCAUGUGGGGAGUGUCGCCGACGCAUCUGUCCUGGAGCCCCCAGCACAAUGGGACUUUGGUGGAUUAUACAUGGAGCAUGGGGCAGACUCCGUUUGGGCCAUUUUCGGAGAUGUCGUCUCUGUCUUUUGUGCAGAAAGAUGCUGCUAGAAGGAAUCUUCUGUUGACGUCGUUGAAUUACAGUAUAACGAGUGCUAUAGAUGUUCUUCAGUCCAUAGAGACGCACGGCGGCGACAAAAAUCUGCUCAAGCAAAAGCAGCAUGUGGAGUUUGUGCAGAGAUGGAACCUGUUCAAGUACAAGCUGAACAAAGUAGUGUCUGCGAUGUCGCAUUUGGAUUUUGAGAUGGCUUUGUUUUACCUGAGAUCUUCUGAUCAUGAUCUGUAUGCCAUCCACUCCAUUGUGUAUCACGCCUCUCAAGAAAUAGAGGCAUCCCUUGUGUGCUUUAGGGAUCCUCCCUUUCCCUGGGCUGCGGUCUCAAUCUCUGCAUCGGCUUUCCUUGCUCUCUCUUAUGUUUAUGCAAGACGGAACAAGCUUUUCAGAAACAAAAGGAAGCAAUUUUGAUGCUCUCACAAGAGGAUAGAAGUUUGUAUGAUUCUAAGAAAACACAUGUAUCAUUGUACAAGAGGUUUGACGAUGGGUUUAGUAUUUAGAUUGUUUAUUGUUCGAACUAUUAACUCCAGUUCAACCAGGCUUUUUCAUACCUUGUCAUGCCCUGUGAUCAGUUUGUUUUGUUGGGUUUAUCUUCACUUACUUUUACAGUAUUAUGACACAAGUUGAUCGUUACUGGAUUAUAAAUCAUAGAAUCAAGUCUGU